GAAAAAAUUCUUCCAUAUGAACAAUCAAUCAUAUCGAAUUCAAUAUUUUUGGAUAAUGAAGAUGAUGAAUCAUCGAGUAAAGAUUCAUCUACUGGUCGAAUUCAAAAGAAGAAUGUUAAUCAUAAUAAUAAUAAUAGCAGGAACAAUAAGGAAACAAACUUGGACAAGUUGGCCAUUCAAAGACAAACAUCAACAACAACGACAACGGAAUUACCUCAGAAAAAUGAUAGGCUAUCAACAACAUCAAGAUUAUAUGGAAAAGAUUCGUUUAACAGUAAUCGUCCAUUGAAACUUUAUUUACCAAAAGAACAAAAUAAUAAUAAUAAUAAUAGUGCCAAUUUAGGAGUGAAAGGAUUCAGUAAAAGUUCACGUGUUGAAACAUGGUCAACAAUGAUUGCAGCAGCAGCAUCAGCAUCAUCAUCAAAUGUUGCUGAAUGUUGCGAUCUAUGUCAAAUGGAGCUAGAAAAUUGUGAUAAAUGUUGUAGCUUUUGUCAAGCUAUUGAACAACAUAAAAGGAAAUUUCGUAUCGAAUUUCAGUGCGAAAAUGAUGACAUUGGCUUUAAGAAUAAUAAUAUGACUACUACUAUUGAUGAUGAUAUCAUUCUUGAUGAUAUGACCCUGAAAAAUUUUCAUACAAAUUUUAACAAUAAUAAUGACAAUAGCUCAUAUGCAUUCACCAAUAAUAAUAAGGAACGUUUACUUAUACAAUCAACAGAAUCAACAAACAACAACAAUCAACGGCUACCACCACCUCAACGUUGUCCAUCGGAUCCAACGUUUUUUAGCCGUAUACGUCGACUUAGUUGGCAUUCAAUAUUUGGUAGUUCGCGUAAAAAAUCAAAUAGAUAUCGUCUCUGGAAUCGUUUACGUACGGGUAGUCAACGAUUAAGAGGAAGUCGACGAUAUUUUCAGAAUAAAAGUCGAAUUUUUCUUCCACAAUCACAAAAUGUGAGCAACAAUACCUAUCCUUCUAAUGAUCAUCAACAUUGUCAACAAAAAUCAAAGGAAAAUGGUCCAAAGAAUUUUGAUAAUCGUUAUUAUUAUGAUGAACACUAUUUGAAGCCACCAAUCGAUCAACAACAUAGGAUAAGACAAAUAAAUAAUUACCAUAACCAUCAUGAGAACAAUCACAAGACCGUAAAAAAAGAGAACUACAAUAACAACAACCUGGAUAAUUCGACUCAAACGAAUGGGAAAAUCACUGAAACGAAUGAUGAUGGUGAUGAUUAUGAAGAUAAUAGACGAAAUAUGUUAAUGUCUCAUGCUGUGGAAAAUGUUAAAAUUAACAAUCAUAAUAAUAAAACAAAAUCCGUGAUCAAACAUCAACAACAUCAACGUAAUAAGCUGAAUAAAACAAUGAGUCGAGAACAUUCAUCGGCAUUUGUUAUUGUCGAUGAUGAUGAUGAUGAAAAUAUUAAACCACAUCCAUUGAGACAUUCCGAAUUGCAAAUGAAAUCGAAUUUAAAUAAUGAAAUUCAACAACAAAAGAAACAACUGUUACAUGAUCCAACCGAUUUCAUCAGACCAUUUUUCAUUAGCCAUCCUGGCAAACAGACGAAUUCAAAAUCGAAAGCCAUUACCAAUAGCCAACAUCAACUUGAAACGAAAAUGGCUGGACUUGGUCUCAACGGCAUUAGUAUAUCAUCGGAUUCGGGAAUGGAAGAAUAUGAUUGCCAUUCAAGUGCUGAACAUAGUCCUUUGGGAUACAAUCAUAGCCAGAACUUCAACAAUGUACACGAUUAUCAAAGCACGUGGAUUCAAUCAAGUUAUGAUCCAAUAAUGCAACAAUCUGAUAUUUCAAUGGUUCGUGGCAAAAAUCCGAAUUCCUUCAUAAGUGCUGAUAAAAUCAAUGGUCAUUCGACUAAAAUGGCAAAUUCUAAAGCGAGUCCUAUUCAAUCAUUAAUAAGGCCAAAUACCAGAGAUUUUCGACGUCAAGCUGGCCAUUGGUCCAAUACGAAUCUAGAAAGCCAACUGAGCUUUAUUCCAUGAUAUUAUUUUAUAUAGCAUAUUAUAUUGAUUAAACAAAUCCAAAUAAAUUGCAAUAACACACUGUAAAUAAAGAAUGAAAAAGUAUA
Molecule: messenger RNA, 2075 nt
Organism: Dermatophagoides farinae (American house dust mite)
Lineage: Eukaryota; Metazoa; Arthropoda; Arachnida; Sarcoptiformes; Pyroglyphidae
Source: RefSeq, a predicted model, not a curated record